Molecule: messenger RNA, 2530 nt
Organism: Spinacia oleracea (spinach)
Lineage: Eukaryota; Viridiplantae; Streptophyta; Magnoliopsida; Caryophyllales; Amaranthaceae
Product: ribosomal protein S3, mitochondrial-like
Exons: 1
Coding region: 448-2130 (560 amino acids)
Biological process (GO): translation
Molecular function (GO): structural constituent of ribosome; RNA binding
Source: RefSeq, a predicted model, not a curated record
CGCGAAGCAGCUGAGCGAUAGCUCUUCGAUCGCUAUAUUCUUGCAAUAGCGAAGGCAUGGUUCAUCCUCUAAAAAAUAGUAGAUGCGAAGGUUCGGAUCGAAGAUCUUCGCGAGACGGCCCAAGCGAAGAUCGGCACUCGAUUGAGGAGCAGCCCUCAAAAAAAGGGAAAGACGCGGAGACGGCAGACUCGCCAGUCAAGCAAACCGUUAAGGCUGACUACAGCAGACCGGGGGUUCCAAUUCCUCUUUUCCCGUUUCAAUUCCCGGGAGUGAAUGUAGGACGUGCAGACGGUGCAUAAAGUGUGAACAUUCAACCAAAAGCGUUUUAAGGGAGUUGACUCGCUAAAGCUAUGCUUUUGUUUACACGCUAAAGCUAUGCUUAUGGAAGACCUUCGAAAAAAAUAUUGAACCGGGAAGAAAAAGGGGAAAAGUCAAGUCUAAGCAUAUAUGGCACGAAAAGGAAAUCCGAUUUCGGUAAGACUUGAUCUGAAUCGUAGUUCGGAUUCAAGUUGGUUUAGUGAUUAUUAUUAUGGUAAAUUAGUAUAUCAAGAUAUCAAUCUGAGAUCUUAUUUUGGUUCGAUACGUCCACCUACGAGACUUACCUUUGGCUUUCGCCUCGGUAGGUGUAUUAUUAUACAUUUUCAAAAAACAACAUUCAUUAAUUUCUUUCUUCCUCGUCGACCACAACGACGGAAACGACGCACAAAAUCCAGACCCGGAAAGAAGAAGGGCCGGUGGUGGGAAUUGGGGAAAGUCGGGCCAAUCGAGUGUCUUUAUUCAAGCGAGGGUAGAAAAGAAGAACCAAACGAAGUGAGAGGCCGAAGGGCCGGGAAAAGAGUCGGGUCGAUCAGGCUCGACGACCAGAAAAAGCAAAACGAAAUCAGGGUUUGGCCAAAAAAGAAGCAACGCUAUGGAUACCAUGACCGAUCACCAUCGAUAAAGAAGAAUCUUUCUAAAUCACUUCGAGUCAGCGGGGCCUUCAAGCAUCCGAAAUACGCCGAGGUUGUAAAUGACAUAGCCUUUCUGAUAGAAAAUGAUGAUUCCUUCAAAAAAACGAAGUUAUUCAAGUUCUUUUUCCCCAAGAAGUCCCGCUACGACGGCCCGACAAGACAUCUACUUAAAAGGACCCUCCCUUCAGCGCGCCCUUCCUUGAAUUAUUCGGUCAUGCAAUACUUAUUGCAUACAAAGAACAAAAUUCAUUUCGAUCCCGUCCUAGUUCUCAAUCAUUUCGUGGCACCGGGCGUGGUUGAGCCAUCCACGAUGAAGAGAGCUAAUACGCAGGGAAGACGCUUAGAUAAGAGAAUACGUUCUCGCAUCGCUUUUUUUUUGGAAAGCUCGACCAGCGAUAAAAAGUGUUUGGCCGAAGCCAAAAAGAGGUUGACCCACUUCAUUCGCCAAGCGAAUGAUCUUCGCUUCGCGGGAAGAAGAAAAACCGCCAUCUCGCUCUUUCCUUUCUUCGGUGCUACCUUUUUCUUUCCAAGGGAUGGAGUUAGAGUUUAUAAAGCCCUCUUUUUUAAAGAUGCCCGGGAACAACUCCUAGGUCAAUUAAGGAGAAAAUGUUGGAACCUCUUGGGUAAGGAUAAGGUAAUCAAAUUGAUAGAAAAAUUCAUAGAUCUAGGUGGGAUAAGAGAAUUGAUAAAGGGAAUAGAGAUGAUGAUAGAGAUCAUACUGAAAAACAGAAGAAUUCCUUACGGGUAUAACUCUUAUUUGAACGAAGUGAAAAAAAUGCGAUCUUUGUUGUCUAAUAGAACAAACACUAAUACCUUAAUUGAAUCGGUCAAGAUCAAAUCUGUUUAUCAAAGUGCUUCUUCGAUUGCUCAAGACAUAUCUUUUCAACCGAAAAAGAAAAGAGGAUCAUUUCGUUCUAUUUUUAGUAAAAUAGUGAAAAAGAUUCCAUUAGUAAUGAAAAAGGGGGUAGAGGGGAUCCGUAUAUGUUGUUCAGGUCGAUUAGAAGGUGUAGAAAUUGCUAGAACUGAAUGCGGAAAGUAUGGAAAAACAUCCUGUAAUGUAUUACACCAGAAAAUUGAUUAUGCUUCUGCGGAAGUAUCUACUCGUUACGGAAUCGUAGGUGUCAAAGUGUGGAUUUCUUAUAGUAAAAAAGAAAAAGGACGUGCUAUAUCCGAAACGUAAAAAAUAGAGUCAAUCUCGUAAAGGCGGAUGUAGUAGAGGUUGCAAACCGGACGGUACACAACUUGGAUUGCUCGUGUGUCCACGGGACAAAUCCCAUUUUUAAUGUAUGGUGCGAGUUUGUAAAAUGCUCGACAAGCCCAACAAGUGGUCGAUGGAAAGAGAUAAGGAAAUGAAUACGGCUCAAGACUAAGAAAUCGGCAGAAGGCCGAUCUUCGUUCUAAGAUAGAGCCUCUUCUCACCAUGGAGAGGGCCCGUCGUGACCUUUUCAAUUUCCUCCCGAAGCCCGCGAGCAGUACGAGCUCGACCGGGAAAAACAAAGAAAAAGAUUCGAAGGCGGGGCGGGCGAAUCUUUUUCUUUGUUUUUAGGAGUUGGCAGGCUCCCGACCCGCAGAUGUAGGGA